This is a messenger RNA of Anolis sagrei ordinatus, 2096 nucleotides long. The record is from RefSeq and is a predicted model, not a curated record. Lineage: Eukaryota; Metazoa; Chordata; Lepidosauria; Squamata; Anolidae.
ACCUCUCGGCAGGUUAUCGAACCCCGAGAAAUCAUUAAGAAAUGCAACCUGAGUUUCUUGUACAGCUCGCGUUGCUUAGGCAGCGGGAAGGUCAUGAUCAGCGCCAUGGGAGACGCAUUUGGCAACAGAAGAGGUGGAUUUCUCCUUCUGGACCCGAAAACCUGGGAAGUGGAAGGGACCUGGGAGUGUCCAGAAGAUAGACCCGGCCAGGUGUGUGACUUCUGGUUCCAGCCGCGACACAACGUCCUGAUCAGCACCGAAGUGGGGGAGCCAAAGUUUAUUAUCAAUGGGUUCAGCACGGACAAUCUGAGAAAAGGGCGCUAUGGCCGUCACCUCAACAUCUGGGACUUGACCACCCACCGCCUCCUCCAGUCAAUUGACCUGGGUGAAGAUUUGGCCCCGAUGGAGAUCCGUUUCUUACACAACCCCAACUCGGUCCAUGGUUUUGUGGCCUGCCCUCUGGAGAGCUCCAUCUACCAUUUCUUCAAAACAGAGGAUGGAUGCUGGACGGCUGAGAAAGUGAUCCAAGUCCCGAACAAGAAAGUAUCAGGAUGGAUCUAUCCUGAAAUACCAGGGUUCACUAAGAAUAUUGUCAUUUCUAUGGAUGACCGGUUCCUGUAUGCAAGCAACUGGAUGCAUGGCGAUGUCCGCCAAUAUGAUAUCACCAACCCACACUGUCCCAAACUGGUUGGGCAGGUGUUUGUGGGGGGCAGCCUUCAGAAAGGGGGUCCUGUAACUGUCCUUGAGGAUCCGGAGCUGGACUGCCAACCCGAUCCCUUUGUGAUCCAGGGCAAGAAGGUCCAAGGAGGGCCUCAUACGCUGCAGCUGAGCUUAGAUGGCACUCGUCUCUUCGUCACAACCUCUUCUUUCACACCUUGGGACAAACAAUUUUACCCCAAGCUGAUUAGGGAAGGUUCGGUCAUGGUCCAGCUGAAUGUGGACACCGUGAAGGGUGGCCUUUCUGUGAACCGGGAAUUCCUGGUGGAUUUCGGGCAUGAACCGUUUGGUCCGGCUCGGGCAAAAGAGAUGCGCUACCCCGGCGGGGAUUGCACCUCCGAGAUCUGGGAGUAACUUUCCAAGUCAUCGAUAAAUCAGCGGGAUAAUCACUCAAAAAUGGAAUCUAUGCAAUACUUUUUUGUUCAUUGCUUGCUGUUGUGACUUCUUGUUAGAAAUAGCAACCUUUUUAAGCAUCCACUAGUUAUUGCUAUGUAUAUAAUUCAGAUUGCUUACUAUAUUGUAUUGGUUUGUACUUUUUCUUUAACUCUUUGUUGUGGGAGGGGCUGCAGACCAUGUGAUCAGGUCUGGGCUUGUUCAGGACUCAGACUCCAUUUUAGAAACAGUUUUUGCUUAGAGACUUCAGGAGGAACAGAUGUAUGCUUUCUCAGACUAUGCACACUCCAUUGGACUUUCAGACUAGGCAGCGACUCUAUUAGACUCCCAAACCAGAGAGAAGCUAUUGAUUCUAUGAAUGAUGCCCUGUUACCUGCACAGAGAAACUACCGUAUAUACUCUAGUAUAAGCCGACCCGAAUAUAAGCCAAGGCAUCUAAUUUUACCACAAAAACUGGGAAAAUGUAUUGACUCGAAUAUAAGCCAAGGGUGGGAAGUGCAGCAGCUACUGGUCAAUUUCAAAAUAAAAUUAGAUAUCAAUAAAAUUACAUCAAUUGAGGAACCAGUAGGUCAAAUAUUUUUGAAUAUUUACAUAACACUGUAAUGUAAGACUGUCCAGCUCUGAUGAAACCAUUAUUCUAGCCUCCUUCAAUGUAAAUGUGCUUACGUAUCCUUACAAGAAUAAUAAAGAGAGCAAAAUAAUAAAUUUAAUAACAAUAAUAGAGUAAAAUAAUAAAUGUAAUAAACAGAGUAAAGUAAUAAAUAUAAUAGAGUAAAUAAUAAAUGUAAUAAAAAUAAUAAUAGAGUAAUAACAUAAAUAUAAUAAAAAUAAUACUAAUAUCAGAGUAAAAUAAUUAAUAACCUUAGCUCAAGUAUAAGCCAAGGGGAGCUUUUUCAGUCUAAAAAAGGAGCUGAAAAACUACGCUUAUACUCGAGUAUAUACAGUACUUCAAAUGGAUUUGUAACUGGAUUGAUAUGCAAAGUACC